Messenger RNA from Bufo bufo (common toad), 1486 nucleotides. RefSeq names its product enolase superfamily member 1 (gene ENOSF1). Gene Ontology annotation, molecular function: L-fuconate dehydratase activity; magnesium ion binding. The transcript is spliced from 16 exons. Lineage: Eukaryota; Metazoa; Chordata; Amphibia; Anura; Bufonidae. The record is from RefSeq and is a predicted model, not a curated record. Gene Ontology annotation, biological process: amino acid catabolic process; carbohydrate catabolic process. The coding region runs from base 80 to 1417 and encodes 445 amino acids.
GCUCUGACGCUUGUCGCUCUCAUUGCAGCCAGCUAUUUUUUGUUCCUUUUGCAGAUACUGAAAGUGUGAAACAUACAACAUGGUAAAAGGAAAGAUUACUGGACUCUCAGUUAAAGAUGUCCGGUUUCCAACCUCACUGGGUCAUCACGGCUCUGAUGCUAUGCACACAGACCCUGAUUACUCCGCAGCGUAUGUUGUCAUAGAAACUGAUGCAGAAGAUGCUUUAAAAGGCUGCGGUUUAACCUUCACUUUAGGAAAAGGCACAGAGAUUGUGGUUUGCGCUGUCAAAGCACUGUCUCGUCUCGUGGUCGGACGAAAUCUUGAAGACAUUGUAACUAAUUUCAGAGAUUUCUACAGACAGCUUACAAGUGACGGACAACUCCGAUGGAUUGGUCCUGAGAAGGGGGUGGUACAGUUGGCUACCUCUGCUGUGCUCAAUGCAGUGUGGGAUUUAUGGGCCAAGCAAGAAAGGAAGCCUCUUUGGAAGCUGUUAGUUGAUAUGACUCCAGAACAGUUGGUGUGCUGUAUUGAUUUUAGAUAUAUAACGGAUGCAUUGACUGAAGCACAAGCACUUGAAAUUCUUCAAAAUGGAAAACAAAGACAAGAAACAAGAGAGGAACACAUGUUAAAGAAUGGAUACCCAGCAUAUACUACAUCCUGUGCCUGGCUUGGCUACUCAGACAUACAGCUUCAAAAGUUAUGUGCUGAUGCACUAAAGGAAGGCUGGACAAGAUUUAAAGUAAAAGUUGGGGCUGAUUUACAAGAUGACAUUAGAAGAUGCAAGCUUAUCCGGGACAUGAUCGGACCUGACAAUAAACUGAUGCUUGAUGCAAACCAGAGAUGGGAUGUAAAUGAAGCGAUUUCCUGGGUAAAAGAAUUAGCUUUGUUCAAACCCCUAUGGAUUGAGGAGCCAACAUCACCAGAUGAUAUACUUGGUCAUGGAACCAUUUCCAAGGCUCUAGCACCCCUGGGAAUCGGAGUUGCUACAGGAGAACAAUGCCACAACAGAGUAAUGUUUAAACAGUUCCUACAAGCCCAUGCCCUUCAGUAUCUCCAGAUCGACAGCUGCAGACUGGGAAGUGUGAAUGAAAACCUUUCUGUUCUGCUCAUGGCCAGGAAAUUCAAUAUUCCGGUCUGUCCUCACGCUGGAGGAGUUGGUCUCUGUGAACUGGUUCAACAUCUGAUCAUAUUUGAUUACAUCUCAGUCUCAGGAAGCCUAGAAAACAGGAUGUGUGAAUAUGUGGAUCAUCUGCAUGAACAUUUUAAACACCCAGUGACUAUCCGCAAUGCAGCUUAUAUGCCUCCAACGGAUCCAGGAUAUUCCACUGAAAUGAAAGAAGACUCUGUGUCAUCGUACCAGUUCCCUAGCGGAGCAAUCUGGCAGCAGCUAAUUCAUGAGAAAAAGGCUGAAAUUUAGAAAGUAUAGGCAAAGCUAAACACACGGCCUCAGACUUCUGGCAUAAGCAACUGAAAAAAUUCAUACAUA